UUUAUCACACUUGGUGUCCUGAGUGUGAGGCAUUUCUAAGAACGGAUGUAGAAGCCUGGGAAUUAAAGGUGUUCAGAAAUGUUAUGGCUGACCUCUCGGUUACAUUUUUUUUUUUAAAUCUCAGGCGUACAGUCUCCGUACUAACCUGGAUUAUAGUUGCAAAAAUGUGCCUGAUGUCAACAUGCUAAACUCGAGUUUUCACCUUCUGCUGAUCCGAUUAGGAGUCAUGAUUGCAGGAUUUUUCUCAAUGUGUCAGUGGCUCUGCCCUCUUCUGCACUCUUUACUUGUGCAAUAUGCCUAAUGUAACGUUAUGCAAUAGGAUGAUCGGUAGCUGUAUUGGCAAUCGCUGCUUCUUUUUCACUCCCUUUAUCGACCUUGAAUGGCUAAAGGGGGUUGCAAAACAAUGCAGGAUUGUUUGAAGUGGCGGUAUGGAAAAACUGUUCUCAGCUUCUGCGAUCCCUUCAAUAAAACUAAUCCAAGUAACUUUCUUUGAGGAUUGCUUCGGUAAUAUUUUAUUCCCAGUGCCGCAAGCCAGUGUUGUAGAAGAAACUCGAACCAUUUGCAAUUUCUUUCCUGCGGGAAAAACACUUCUGCCUGCGAAGUGUUUUUUUUUUUUUUUUUUAAAAGUCGAGAGUGCCGAGACUUUAUACACAAGACAUGGCAGCCCUGGAAUUCGGAGUUUGAAAGUGUAUUAUUGUUAUUUUAUUAUAGAUAGCAUCUGUCCAGUUUCUGCCAAUUCUCCACCCCAAGCUAAUAAGGAUGGGAACGAGCAAGUAAGCAAGCAAAUAACUGUUGCCGCUGCUUGCCAGCAAAUCACUUGCUUGGGUGUUUUUUUUUUUUUUUUUAAUCUCUUCUCAGAAAACCUACUCUGGAGCUUCCCGUUGGAAAAACUCUUGGCAGGCAUCUCGUGACAUCUUACUAACGUUGCCGAAAGCGUUAGCAGAUCGGAAGCAAAUGCAGCAAGCGUAAUGUUUGAACGCUAUCCGGUGACUCGGACAAGAAGCGACUUCUCUCAAAUUCUGGAAAGUCUUAGAAUUAGACUGAGUCUUACGCACCUUGCGGCCAGUUCCAAUAAAUGUGAGAAGAAAUUUCCAUUCCCGCUUUUUACUUUUACAGAAGUUUAACUGCGGGGUCAGGGAAGGACUUGCAUUUAAAAGGACUUUUGCGUGGUGAAGACACUUCCGCGAUUUACUGGGGGAGGACAGGUAGAUUCGAUCAGAAUUUCCAGCCAUCAAGAUUCAAGUUAAAUAUACGGGGAAAAGUUUUCGGAAAAUCAUUGCGGCAGGACCGGGUUCUUUUCUUUUUCGUUCCUAUCGUAAGAUGAUUGUGCUGGGAUGAUACAUGUGGUGGAUUCUUUUCUCCCUUGAGCUGGGUUUUCUAUUCCGUGUGUAAAGGAAAGGGUCCUGUAUACGGAAGGACCUACUUUUUUCCUAAGUCCAAUUAUUUACUGUACUGUGAAUUUAACAUUAAUCUGCCUCUCCUCACUCCGCCUUCUUUACGCACUACUUUAUAGGAGUCCCCCCCCCCCUAAGCGUGACUUUGCUGUAAAUGGUCAGAGUUAUUCAGCUAAGGUGCGAGGAUGACUGUAUGUUGCCACCCAACCCUCAUUCUUUCCUCCUGGACAUUCCCGCUGGAUCUCUACGUUUAUCCAUAGAGAUUUAUGCAACUGGGCGGGAGGCGCGGGAUUACCCGGGCGCCCUUUGACUUCGGGAGACAAUCGCUAUAAGGAGGCGAGAACUCGGGACCUCGCGCAUCCCUUGGCGGGAAGCGACGAUGGUUCUUCUCUCCAGGAGUAGGAAAGAGGGCCGAGAAAGCCGGACCCCCACCGCAGAGAAGCAGUUGCAAGGAGGGCCAGGAGCCGCGAAGGCGGAAGGGGGAGUGAGUCCAGGUGGUAGCGGCGGCUCUAGGAUUGACCCAAUCAUCCCCGCAGAACGAGCGCGCGGAGAGGGCCAAGGCGAAGAGGAGGAGGAGGAGGAGGACGAGGAGUAUGAAGACUUCUCGGAUCUCCCGGACACGCGAAGCAUCACUUCAGACGACUCUUUCUACCCGCCCCAAGAGACCGACGAGGACGAAUCGGAACUUUCAGACAGCGAGCAGCAGCUCAGUCUCUUCCGCGCCUGCUGUACCAACAAUGCCGCUGUCGUGCGGGCGCUCAUCCGGCAGGGGCCCCAGGAGGAGGAUGUGAGGGAGACGGACCGCAACAAGCGGACUGGCCUUAUUGUUGCCUGUUACCAAGGAUACGUGGAUAUUGUAAUAGCCUUAGCACAGUGUCCUCAUAUUGAUGUAAACUGGCAGGACAACGAAGGGAAUACAGCUCUAAUUACAGCUGCUCAGGCAGGACAUAUUAACAUUACACAAUAUUUACUCAACUAUUAUUCCGGUCUUGAUAUUGAGAAAAGGAAUGCAUUUGGAUUUACUGCACUUAUGAAAUCUGCCAUUCAAGGACGAAGUGAAUGCGCCAGAGCCUUAAUAUUAGCAGGAGCAAAUAUUAAUGCAACAGAUCCAGGUCGUGGAUUCACACCUCUAGAAUGGGCAUGUUUCACAGGAAGAAUAGAAUCUGCAUAUCUAAUACAGAGACUUAUGGAUAAGCCAUGCGCUGAGCAAUUUUGUGAUCAAUAUUUGCUUGAAUGGCCAAAGUUGAAGGAACUUCUUGCCAAGGCUACAGAUUCAAAAACUUGCUUGCAGAAGAUCUCAGCAACUUUGAGAUCCAUGGUCGAUUUCAGAACUGUCCAUGGUCCUGAAGAAGAUGGGGUCCUGGAUCACAUGGUUAGAACAACAACAAGUUUAAGAAGCUCCUUUGUUGCCAUAGCUUGUAGGACUGUGUGCCCUGAAAGUCCUCCUGCUGUAGGAAAACGUAGGCCAGCUGUGCAAGAAAUUCUUAGGAAACAAAGAGCUAAAGAACUUCAAAUUUUAGAGAACAGGGAACAUUUUAACAGCUAUAGGAAGCUAUUUCAGAAUUCCAGAAUUACGCUACUGUCCAAAAAGAAGGAAAGGAGAGCCAGCCUGCAGCAUUUUAACGUGCCCCAGGUCAAGGUUGUGGUUCCAAGGAAAGCCAGUCUCUUACCACUGCACUUGUUAAGAAGAAGCAGCGUUCGACCUGGGCUUGUCAUCCCCAGAGUCCGUAUAAGUAAGGCACCUCGGCCUACAUUCCAGCCAGAGAAAGCGCGACGGAAAAGUAAUGCCAGUGAUGGGACCUACUUGGAGAUUCCCAAAUGGAGAUAUAAGGAGCUGAAGGAACAAAGGAAGAAGGCUGAAGAAGAAAAGAAAAGAGCCGAAGCUUUACAGAAAACCACAUCACCAUCUCUGCAGAGAAAAAGAAGCCACAUUGCUGUUGGUAUCGAUAAAUAGGUUGACGUGGUAUAUUAUAUAAAUUUAAGAAAAGGAAGAUCAAACUGGAGAUCACAUUUGUUUUAAGAGACUUAAGAAAUGCAAGGCAUCUGUAUGAACAAUGUUAAUAUAUGGGAAAGAUUAUUCUUCUACAAUUUUAACAAUCACCCUCCCCAAAGUAAAAGGUAAUAGGAUUAAACUCGAAAUAGAGGGGCCAUGUCCUCAAAUUUACAGUUUACAGCAGCUCUGCAGUAGCAUGUCCAGUCUUCUCCCUGGGGUGCAGGAGCGAAUCCUCAUCCUGCCCCAGCCCACGAGUGAAGAAGCAGUCUUAAGUUGUCACAAAGUGUAUUCAUACAAAAGUAGUUUUCCCCUUUAAGCCAAUACUAUCUUCCCUUUGUUUCAAGGUAUAUAAAACCUGUGCUACUUUCUUAUUUUGAGAAGUGAAGUCAAAUAACCUGUUGUGGGGGUGAUCAGGGGCCCUUUUUCAGAGCAUUAAGAAUUAUGAGCAGGGCCUCUCUCCUCUAGUCACUUGCUAGCCUCUGAUGCAGCAAAUGCUCUCUGAGGAUUUGCACUUCCUAUCAGCAGUCCUGUUUAGAAUUCUUUUCAUAUUCCUGUUUUUGGAAAACAACUUCUUUCCAAGCUUCCAACAAGGUAGAGAGAGAAUAGAUCUCUACUGUUUUAUCUGGGGGAAGUAAGGGGCUUUGCACAAUGUCAUAUUAUUGUAUUCUGACGUAGCAUUAAAGAGAAUCUGAUUUUUUUAGAAGUAGGAGCUCUGCAGAGUUCCUCCCCCCCCCCCAUGGAUAUCAUAUUGUCACUCCCUCCCCACUUUCAUACCACAAAUAAGAAAAGUGGUUGCCCAGCAGCUACUCAUUUCCCGUUCUCUUCCACACAACCUGGAUGGUUGUACAUUCAUGGUAAGGUUUAUCUACUUCCUUCCUCUCGGGCUAUUUCUGUCCUGGUUUCUUUCCUUAUUUCAGUUUUACCUUUGAACAUGGCCAAAUGGGAAGUGAGAGAAAGGGCAAACGUAUCAGUCUAGACCUCAAGCAGAAUCGUUCGAACAGAUCCACCCUGUUCAUGCUGCUGUGCUCUAAUGGAAAUAAUCCUGCAUGAUUAGUAUAGUACUAAAGGGGGAGCAAAGCCAGAAGAGGAAAACCAAAAAUCUUGCCCAUAAUGAAUGGUGCAGUUUCAGAUCAGAACAAGACUAUUUGGUAGCAGUGGGAGAUGCAAUAGAAAGAUUGGCAAUACAACCAGCAUGUUUUAUACCUAGAAGGAUAGUUAAUUCAGUAUUAGGGGAAGGCCCAAAGAGUUUAAGAAAUAUCCCUGAUAAAUAACCACAAAGCAAUAAUUAAGAAAAAGAGUAGGCUUUUUCAAGGGAGUAUCUAGAGAAUUAGAAAAGAAGGAAUAGAUGACAUAAAUUUCUUAUUCAGGAUAUGUGAGCGAUUUAAAUAUGCUUUAAGGUUUUUUUUUCUCCUACAUACAGAGCUUCAGCUUAUUGCUUACCUAUAGAAAAUAUGCCAGCCCGAAACAUUUUUAAAGUAAAUAAAAUCUCAGGGGAAUCUUUUUUUAAAAAAGUUAAUAUAAAUUCAGCUUAUUUUACAGUAACCUGUUCCAUUUCUACAAAACCCUCCCCAAUUACUUUUCAUUAUGAUGUUCAAUUUAAAAUUUGAUCAACUUCUAUUAUAAACUGAGUCCCAAAAUAAUUGUGACAAUUGCAUUUAUUACUAAAGAGAUGGAAUAAAAUGUAUAUUUUUCAGACUUUUUUUAACAUGUAUUUUUAACACAUAACCACCUGUUCUGGUUACAUUGCUAAGCAUUUAAAAUCUCCGAUUAUUCUUCAAAUUGACUGUGGUGACUUCACGUGCAUACGCUUAUGGCUUUUCUGGCCGAUAGGAGUGGAUUGAUCUUGCCUGCAGGAUUUUACUUUCUAAGGAUUUCUUGGUAGUUUCCAUCAUAGUAUUAACCAGGCCUGCUUAGCCUUUUUAAAUCGCACAGCCCGGUGCUGAAACUAUUACAGUAAUUGCACUGCACUUACAUUUCCUAGGGUGUUACUCCUCAAAAGUAAAGAAUUAGCUUUAAGAACUAGAAUGAUAAAUACCUCAUUCCUCAAACUGCACAAGCUGUACCAAUCCUUUUUCCCAGUUAAAAAAUUCACUUUUCAGGUAACUACCCCUUAGGGUUAACAACAAAAAAUUAAGGGUAAUAUCUCUCAGAAGGGAGUUUUCCUUGUGCAUUGAACUGAAAAUACUUCACAUUGCAAUCCAAUUCGUCCUAGCUCAGAAAUAAAAUCCACUGGGUUCAGAGGGGAUUAUUUCUGACAGGAUUACAGCUAUAGUUAAUACGUGGUUGUCCCAUGUAUGCAAGGCUAUCACAAAGUGCCUGCUUGCACUCCUUUGUCAAUUCUGUGCCAACUGAAACUACGACUCAUAAAGCAAGCAAGCAACAUAUAUUAAUUUUUUAAUGGCAUGCUAUAAUAUAAGGAGAUGGAUAAAAUUUUGAAAUGGGGAUUAUUUUGUAAUUGGUAGAUGAAAUUUUAGAUGCCGGUAGCAAAAUGGUUCUCAGAUGAGAAAGUGUAUUUUCUUCAGAGCCAAUAUAACAUACUUCCGUAUAACACCACAAAGUCAUCUUCCUCCAAAUUAAUCUACUCCAAUAAGCAGGUACAUGAAUUUUGAAUUUAUUUUAUAAAAGACAAAUGUGCUUAAAAUGUACCAUUAUAUUGACUCAGGGAUGAAGUUCAGUAGUAAUAUUCAAGGAUAUAACCCAUUUAUGUCAGCAUAUUAUAUAUUGAUAAUAAAUUAUGCUUUCAUUAUGCAGUAUCUUAGUUCUUGACUUUUGUUUGGGACUGUUGUGUUAAUUUGUCCUGAUCUCUCAAUUUCAAUUUAGCCCUAAUCUCGGUUCUAAUUUCCACAUCAAAGGCACUUGUUGCAUUUAGUGGAGCUGCUAAAGGUAAGAGAGAACAGUCAAAACUUGGAACACAUGGAAGGAACUCAUAUCAGCUGUUUGGGACUCCCAUUGAAGAAUGUGGAUUUGUUUGUAUUUCUGAUUAGGCAGUAAAUGGCAUGCUGGGUCUUCUGGUAUAAAGCAUUAGCACCUGUUUGGCUGAUGAUAGAUAUUUCUCUAUUUCUGAAUUAUUCUACCAAUCUGAAUUUCAUUUUCUUACUAACUAAGACAUAUAGGAUGUUCCAAUUCUAUUCAUCCCUGAGCAGCUUACCCUCUAUACCCAAUAACAAGAUUAAAACAAAAACAAAAUAAGGCAAGGACAUAAUCUCUGACAGCAUCAAAGCACAGAACAUUAAUCACAGUCCUUCUCAUGGCAGAGAGAUCAGAGACAAAUCACUCCUCCUACUAUAGCUAGAGACCUUAAUAGCUUUCUAAAAAACCUUGCAGAAUUGGGAUCAAGCUAAUCUCAAGAGGAGAACCUUUCCAGAAAAGAGGGAUAUUAAAAGAGAAAACCAGUCACCGUGGUCCUGGCUAUGACAAUUUUUUUAAAAAUUUGGUUGCAUAUUUUAUUCAGAUGUUUCUAAAAUGCAAGUUGAUCAGAAUUAUAGUUACACAUUUUUAUUAUUUAACAAUUGUAAUGACAUCAUCUUUUCUGAUACAAUCAUCUUUAUUGAUCAGGAUUUAUAGCAGUAUUCUACAUCUAUUACUAAUAUGGGUAGUUCUUGACUUACGACCACAACUGAGUCCAAAAUUUCUGAUGUUAAGCAAGACAGUUGUUAAGUGAAUUCUGCCCCAUUUUACAACCUUGCC
Molecule: messenger RNA, 7074 nt
Organism: Crotalus tigris (Tiger rattlesnake)
Lineage: Eukaryota; Metazoa; Chordata; Lepidosauria; Squamata; Viperidae
Gene: ANKRD33B
Product: ankyrin repeat domain 33B
Exons: 4
Coding region: 1774-3348 (524 amino acids)
Molecular function (GO): protein binding
Source: RefSeq, a predicted model, not a curated record